AUGUUUGUCACUUCCAUGCGUCUAAAACGAAGAUAUAAAGUUGGCCAGUCGGGACCUCAAUCCUCAGUCUCUGGACGAACAACACCUCCUUUCAUCCUUUUGGAGAGCAAAGAUGUGCAAAUUCAACAAUCACUUCUUCAUCAUUUUGUGCGACAGUCUGUGUCUACGAGCAUUCCAUUUCGUGUCCGGCCACUUCUGGCCAUCAAAGCUGACCAACACAAGCACAACGAGACGAGCACACAAUCUCGAAAAGUAUCCACAGAACUGUCUAAAGGAUAG
This is a messenger RNA of Protopolystoma xenopodis, 279 nucleotides long. NCBI's taxonomy places the organism in Eukaryota, Metazoa, Platyhelminthes, Monogenea, Polystomatidea, Polystomatidae. The record is from the annotation of a GenBank genome assembly.